UAUAAACAUGUCUUUUCUCCAUUAUUAUGGCUCAACAUAGUUGCCUACUACAACGAAUGACAACGGAGAUUCUCGAUUGCGGUCAACUAUUCGUCGAUAUUGCAGUGUUAUUUAAACAGUUACCUACGUAGUGAGCGUAAAUUCGACAAUAAAACGAACGAUUUUUCAACAUAAAAUUCUUGAUAUCAUCCCAAUUCUCCACGUGGGUUGAAGACGAGUAUUUAAUGGAAUUGAUUAUGGAAGACCCACCGAAAGACUAUUGGUGCAGAUCGAAGAUCGCAAAACUUAUAGAGGUCUACAAAUCCCAAGACUGCUUAUGGAAUGUCAGCAAUCCAUGUUAUCGUGAUAAGAGAAAAAGAAUUGCUGCUUGGAAAGUGGUUGCCACCUCUUUAGGAAACGAUGUUGUCAGUGUGGAGAGAAAAAUAAAGGUGCUGAAGACGCAGUUCAUGCAUUGCUAUAAACUCCACAAGAAGUACUCUAUGAAUGGUGAAUCCUAUCAGCCCAAGUGGUUUGCGUAUAACAGCCUGAAGUUUCUGAUUCCUGGAAAAAUAUAUAGGGAGAAUAGGGAAAUAUCCAAAAUGCAGGCAGAGCAGCAAAUGGUCCAGCGAAUGGUCAAGACUGAAUCCAUCGAUAUAACCACAAACGAAAUCCACGACAGUUCCCUUACGUUAAAUGAGUAUGAACCGCCUCCCACGAUCAUCCCCUUGGGGAACACCUCGAUCACGUCCCAGCUCACAACCGAUGAACCUAACAUUUCCACCACAAAUGAAGGUUCAAGCCAACGCACGCAAAUAAGAAAAGAUGAUAGGGUCGAAAAUCGUGUAGCUGGAUGUAGAGAUGAAUUUGAUAUUUUUGGUGAAUUGGUUGCUUGUAGAGUGAGGAAACUACAGGAUGCACGAUCAAGAUUGAACCUUCAGUUCAACAUCACCAAUAUGAUUUUUGAUGCUGAAAUGCAGGAGAUCGAUAGGAUCAAUGGUGAUCGAGGUGAUGGAAUUUUAAAGGGAAUGUAGAAAUAAAUUAUUAUUACUCGUAUAUAUAGAAAAAAGGUAAACAAAAUAGGAUACGACCCCUAGUUGAUAUCACAAAAAAUAAAUUAUAUAACUACUGA
Messenger RNA from Harmonia axyridis, 1108 nucleotides. RefSeq lists its product as uncharacterized. The coding region runs from base 225 to 1010 and encodes 261 amino acids. NCBI's taxonomy places the organism in Eukaryota, Metazoa, Arthropoda, Insecta, Coleoptera, Coccinellidae. The transcript has 3 exons. The record is from RefSeq and is a predicted model, not a curated record.